This is a messenger RNA of Prunus mume (Japanese apricot), 2856 nucleotides long. Lineage: Eukaryota; Viridiplantae; Streptophyta; Magnoliopsida; Rosales; Rosaceae. The record is from RefSeq and is a predicted model, not a curated record.
UCUCUCUCUCUCUCUCAUUUCUCUCUCUCAUCCAUUGCUCAGUUGGGCUUUGUCGUAUUGCGGGUUAUCUCUUUCGCAGCAGUAAAUUAUUAUUAUAUUAUACAUAAAGAUGAGAAGUAGUAACUGAAGGAAGAAGAAAAAUCAGACUCAGAGACAGAAAGAGAGAGACCGAGUGGGAAGCGUUUUCUCACCAUUUGAUCCCUGCCGUUUCAUCUGUGAUCUCAUCCUCCUUCUCAAUGUCUUCUCUGGGUCAGGGUUUUCAGUUGAAGACAUGUACAUAAUGCAAGAAAUUUAUUCUUUAUCAUCCAAUCUCCGUUAAUCUUCCGAAGAAGUGUUUAAUCCAAACCACCUGUAAAUAUAGUGUCAUCUGCACUUUACAAGGUUUAUUUGGUGAGCCUAAUGCAAGGUCAAGGGAGUAGUAUUGAUACUUUCCCAGAAAUAACAGAAGUUGGGCUGGGAUCCAUUUCCAACAGCACUGGUAUGAGUCAGCAGACUUCUCUGAAUAAUAUGCUAAAUCCUGUAGAAACCCGGUUGUCAAGUUUUAUGGUGACGUCUGGUGAGAUGACAUGUUUAAAUGCCACUAGUCAUGACUCCCAGACCUUGACUGGUUCAGGUGGACCUAGCUCUAGAUUGAAUCUGGAAAACCCAGUUGAUGAUGAUGGGAUGAAAAUGGAACAAGGUUGGUCAUCUUCAUGUAGUGCUUGUCCUUUGAUUGGUCAAAAUUCAGAAGAAAGACGAGUUGAACAAAAUAAUAUCCUUUUCCCUGGGCGAGCUAUCAGUGGCAAUCAGAUUCAAGGUGGGCCUUCUUUUUCUCAGGGUUCUAGCUCUAAUUAUAUCCCUCAAAAUGCAGAUCUAAAUGCUGGAUAUGUGGGAAGUAGCGGUAAUUGUGAGCAUGGUAUGGAAGCUAAUGCAGAACCUAAUCUCUACAAGUCAAGUGGAUUAGAAACAGAACAGACAUCUUCUGGAAGUGGUUCACCUGAUAUUGUUGGGACUUCAUCAGGAAGCUCUGAUUAUGUGGUUGGGGAAAGUGAUGGUAAUCCAGGCUCUUCUUUCGGAAAUUGGGGUUCAUCCUGCAAGCGAAAGGCCCUUGAGGGUACUUCUGGCCAGGCUUAUCCUGGUGGGAGUUCUAGCUCCUUUCCACCAGCUGAAAAUGGUGCUUGGAAUACUGGUCCUGCUCGUUAUAAUCCUUCUAGUAAUUUAAGUUUAUCUACACCCUUGCGUAAUUCCCCUAGCGCUAGUCCUUCAGAACAGCAGAACUCAAGAUCGAGGGUUGGUUUGAGACUUGGAGCAUCUGAUACCUUUCCUUCAUUAGGUAUUACGGGCAAUGCAGAAAGCCCACUGAGACAAUUUUUUGCUAGGGGGGUUUGUACUGGGCCUCAGCAAGAAUCUGCACCGUCUAAUUUAUCAUCACAAGGGAGAUCAACAACUGUAGCUGCAACAAAUUCGGGUGGUCCCCAAAGCCAGUUUCCUGCUAUGCAUAUGAGCGUUUCAUCUGGAACCCUGCUUCCUUUACCUUGGAAUGGUGCUUCCAGUUCAAGAGUGGGCAGCUUAUCAAGUUCUCUUAUGUCUGGAUAUAGAGGUGCUGAGCUAAGAGAAGAAGCAAACUUAAGAAGCAUUCCCAGAAACAAUGUGGAGCAUUCCACAUUUGCAACUGCCACUGAUAUGAGAAAUUCAGCACAGGAUCCAACAGGUUGGAGUUUGGCACCUGGAGACACAAGCACUUCUGUAGGUGCGCCUUCCUCUUCAAGAAUUGGCUCUAGUUCUGGCAUUCGUUCUUUGCCUAAUACUGCAUGGAUCCCUCUCAACAACCCUCCAACCGAAAAUCAUCAAAGAGUAACAGAAUUUUCUCCUUGGUCUUUGUUUCCAUCUUCUGAUUCUCAACCUGGAGGUCAUAGUCAUUAUAACCCAGUACCUCCAAGACCUUCUGCUUCCUCUCAGGAUUCAGGAAGUUCUUCUGGAUCUAAUAACCAGGGUCGUCAUCUACCAUAUCCUAGGUCAGUGUUCUCGGUGGACCGGCAGGGUGAUGAUGUUCUUAAUAUGCCCCAUUCACUACGGGCAUUAGCAGCUGACAUUGAAGGGAGGCGCCGACUCAUAUCUGAGAUUCGUCAAGUUCUGAAUGCUAUGCGCAGGGGUGAGAACUUACGAGCCGAGGAUUAUAUGCUCUUUGACCCAUUCAUAUAUCAUGGCAUGGCUGAGAUGCACGACAGGCACAGAGACAUGCGCCUUGAUGUUGAUAACAUGUCUUACGAGGAACUGUUGGCACUGGAGGAACGUAUAGGAGACGUUAGCACUGGACUGAGUGAGGAGACCAUUGUGAAGUUAAUGAAACAGCGAAAAUUUCUCUCGGUAACAGCAGAAUCCUCAGCAGAUAUGGAACCGUGCUGUGUCUGUCAGGAGGAAUAUAAUGAUGAGGAUGAUAUUGGCACACUAGAUUGUGGGCAUGACUUCCACACCAAAUGCAUCAAGCAGUGGCUAAUGCAGAAGAAUCUGUGCCCGAUUUGUAAAACGACAGCGUUGCUUACUUGAAGGGAAAACCAUCGAUGUCCAAGCCUGAAAUUUGAUUUUCAUGCUGCUGUAUCAUUAAACCAAAAGUUGGGUGGAGAAUCUAGUCCUCCCUUCUCGACUGAAACUGGUUUUAUUUGUGCAUGGACUGCAUGGUUUCAUAAAAAGAGGAAAGAGCGGCCGUGACUGAAAAAAGAAAAUAAAAAGGAACUUUGCUGCACCGGUCCUAAAAGGAUUUGUUUAUUGGCUACUGAAGGAUCCCUUUUAUUUAUUUGUUUUAAUCACCAUGACAAUAAUGAAUAUAUUGGAAUAAUACUUCUGACAUUAAGAAGCCUUUGCUAUGAGUUUGGGAGA